AUGUCCUCUGUCAAUAGCUGGACAAAAGUAGCAGCUGGAGCCCGCCUAGUGCUUGGUGCCGCCGCAAAGCAAACAGUCGAUGAGGCAAGCAUUGUAGCAAAACGAGCCACCAAUCAUGGCAUCGAGUUGGGCUACAAAGCUCGCCAAACGGCAGCUGCAUCACAAAGUAUUCUCGCACAGAACAUGAAUGAAGUAAUGAUGAGAAGGAACAAAGAUGCUUUUUCGACUGAUUCGCAGGAAGCUGUAAGGAAGAAUAAUCCUUAUGAAUCUCAGCUUCGAAAGCAACAGGAGCAACAAAAUCAAGAAGACUUGAACGGCAGCUCAAAUUCAUCUGAGAGUGUCCCAGAUAUUCCAAAUCCAUACCUGCUCCAUGCCGAGCAACCAAUGGCUACACCGUCACCUACUGAGACGAAGGCCGCAGGUGGUGAAAAAUAUGACGACAUCUCUACAACGAGUUCAGCGUCUCAGUUUGAUCAAUCCAUGUCGUCCAACGAAAAUCAAAUUCGUCAACCGCAAGAAGAUCAGCCACAAGAAGAAAUACCAGCUCUAUUGAAAGAGGGAAGAUCAAUUCCAUCUUCUCGUUUUGGCCGAGCUGCGGGCUUCGCUUCCUUAGGUUUUGGAUUGGCCAUGGGAACUGCUUCCGAACUAGCCAGUCGUCUCGUGUCCUCCGAACGGCGUGGAUCUUCUGUGAUUGCCACAGAUGCCAAUGCCGAUCGUUUGGCAGCCACCUUGUGUCGGAUGCGUGGGGCCGCCUUGAAAAUGGGACAAAUGUUGAGCAUUCAAGACGAAUCCCUCCUACCUCCUGCACUUUUAAAAGCCUUGAAACAGGUUCGACAAGGAGCCGACGCCAUGCCAAAUCAUCAAUUGGCCAAACAACUGACGUCCCAACUAGGUUCGGAUUGGCGGGAUAAGUUUGAAUCCUUUGAGGACCUUCCUUUUGCGGCUGCUUCCAUUGGACAAGUUCAUCGGGCCACCAUUAAGGAUGAAACGACAGGAGAAAUACGAAAUGUUUGUGUCAAGGUCCAGUACCCCGGAGUGGCCAAUUCGAUUGAAUCCGACCUUCGCAACUUGGCCAUGUUGGUGACCAUGACUGGAUUGGCCCCUCGUGGCCUCUUUAUCGAGAAUGUGAUCCGAGUGGGUCGGGACGAACUCAAGGUGGAAUGCAACUAUCUGAACGAAAUGGCAAACCAAAAGGCUUUCAAAGCGUUGGUGGCCAAUGACCCUGUCCUUCAAGCAAACAAUUUUUCGGUACCAGACGUAGUGGAAUCUUUGACCACCGAGCAAAUCCUUGUGACGGACUUUGCACCAGGAGGAACCAUUGACAAGGUAUCGCAUUUGGAUCAAGAAGAACGCAAUCGCAUUGGUCGGAGCAUCUUGUACUUGACCAUGAAGGAACUCUUUGAAUGGCGACUGAUGCAAACCGAUCCCAAUUGGGGUAACUUUUUGUACGAUGUUGGUACAAAUACCACCUCUUUGAUUGAUUUUGGAGCGACCCGCGAGUACGACAAGAAGUUUGUGGAUGGAUAUUUGCGCAUUGUUUGGGCCAAUGCGAACCGGGACGAAGAAACCUUGAUGGAAAUGUCAAGAAAGAUGGGCUUCUUGACUGGAGAAGAGAAUGAAGCCAUGCUUCACGCCCACAAGAUGAGUGGAUUCACAGUCGGAGAACCAUUUUGGGAGAACGAACCAUUUGAUUUUAAGGGAUCUCAAAUAUCAACUCGAAUGGGAGAACAUACCUCUGUCUUUUUGAAACACAGAUUGACUCCUCCUCCCGAAGAAGUAUAUACCUUGCACCGCAAACUGGCUGGAGCAUAUAUGCUUUGCAUCAAGCUGAACGCCAUUGUAGAGUCCCGAGACAUGUUGGAGACCAUCGUUUCAAAGCAUGUAUUCGAAGACGGGCUACCACAUCCCAUUCAUGACUAA
Molecule: messenger RNA, 1920 nt
Organism: Cylindrotheca closterium
Lineage: Eukaryota; Bacillariophyta; Bacillariophyceae; Bacillariales; Bacillariaceae
Source: the annotation of a GenBank genome assembly